CACCCUCUCUCUCUGUCUCCAUUCUCCUCCUCUACGCUCUGUCACUCUCCACCUCUCCAGACGGCAAUGUAGCCGUCGUCGCGCGCACACGGCUGAUGGCUCGACGCGAGCACGACGGGCGAGGCAUACGUUUCACGGUUCCCACCACGACAUCGCUGCGUAGCCCACCCAGCCCAGGCACCCACGAGGCCUGCGGGGUGACUUCAUCCGGCCAGUGCACAUACCGCCGGCCUUGGGUGACGGGGUUGCCACCGAUGUCAAAGCGCGAUGCGUCGUUCCUUCCUUCUCUCAUUCACCCACUCUCUCACUCUCAACGCUCACUCACUCCCCAUCGUUCCCUCUCCAUCACUCAUUCUCCGUCGCUCAAUCAUCAUGCCCGCUUCCGACGGUCUCGCUCCCCCCAUGGCCUCGCAGACCGAGAAGGACAUUGUCAAGUCGUACGGCGGCUGGACAGCCUUCUGCCUCGCCUACGGCUGCCGCCCCUGGGACUCGGAAUCGAACGAUGAAGCCAAGGCCAUUCUCAAGAGCAUGGCGCGCGAGGAAGACCGCGCUGCUGCCGGACACGGUCGGUGAUCGCACGCACGACUGAAACCGACUGCAUAACAAGGUGAAGAACAGAAGGACGAGUUGGGCUGAAUGGAAGAGACUACAGGCAUGUACAUUGUUGAUCCUCUCAGCACAUGUUGCGUGCAGUGCGCCCUCCUGAUCUACUAAACCCCGGGCGCCCCAUUCAUGAGAGCGCCACCUCGCACUCACUUCUUUCUGUGACACUAACCUCCACGUCCGUGCAUCUACAAUCGACAGCCCCUGCCCCGUCAAGUCGUGUCUGCACCUUAUACUACUCGUAGGGGCACGCCUCAGCCCCCCAAGUCCUUUGUGGUGCAGU
Molecule: messenger RNA, 886 nt
Organism: Cutaneotrichosporon oleaginosum
Lineage: Eukaryota; Fungi; Basidiomycota; Tremellomycetes; Trichosporonales; Trichosporonaceae
Source: RefSeq, a predicted model, not a curated record